UUCUAAUACUUUGUGAGGAAAAACUGUCAACCAUAUCCAAAGUGCAGGACCAAAGAGAAGUAAAUAAUGUAUGCUUUUGUUAGAUUCUUUGAAGACGAUAUGUGCUACGCGUUGCCCGUUUCCACAGUGGAAGAUUUCAGACCUCUGCACAGGACAGAUUUUGAUAAUCAGAAGGUGUAUCUGGUUCACAGAACUGAAGAGAAUGGCAGCAGUGCAGGCCAGCCGAGCGAAGCGCAGAUCCUUGCCCUUGCAGAUACAGUAGAGGAAUUUGAAGACAGUAUAAUGCAAAAGAAGAUGAAAAUUCCCAAGAUGUCCAUCACGAAUUCAGGAAACUCAAUUGAGAACAAUUUUGGAGACGAGAGAAUGCCACUCAGACAUAAAAAGGCUCUGUCUCAGGACCACGGACGGCCCCUUUCAAACUCCUCUAAGAGCCUCGCAGCAGUAGUGGCUCGCCUCGAGAGGAACGCAGCCAGCUCCUGUAUGGAGGGAGAGGAAGACCUGGAUGAGGACCGGCUGGGUGAAGAGGGAGAGGAUGCAGACGACGAAGAUGAAGAUAUGGAGGCAGAGCAUCAGCCUCAUCAGCCUCAUCAUCAUCCACCACAGCCACAGCAGCUUCUGGAGGUGGAAACGGACUGUGUGUCUGCAGCGGUGGUUCCCAGAGUCCUGUACGAGGAGCUGGUGCUCAGCUACAGGCAGCAGGAGGAGGAGAUGAGGAGGCUGCAGCAGGAGCUGGAGAGGACCCGCAGGCAGCUGGUGCAGCAGGCCAAGAAGCUCAAGGAGUACGGCAGCUUGCUGACGGAAGUCAAAGAGCUGAGGGACUUCAACAGGAGGCUGCAGGACGUACUACUCAUGAGACUGGGCAGCG
Molecule: messenger RNA, 865 nt
Organism: Notothenia coriiceps (black rockcod)
Lineage: Eukaryota; Metazoa; Chordata; Actinopteri; Perciformes; Nototheniidae
Gene: bend5
Product: BEN domain containing 5
Exons: 3
Biological process (GO): negative regulation of DNA-templated transcription
Molecular function (GO): DNA binding
Source: RefSeq, a predicted model, not a curated record